CUGCGUUCACUCGAAGCCAACAGUUUUACCAGGGACUCUGGCGAAAUACGACGUGUUUCUGUUGUCGUUCCUAAAGCGGCGGCGCGCAAAGUUUGUAUCGAGUCGGCGUGGUGCAUGUAGCGCGAGUGCGUCCGGCGAGUUGUUCCAAGAUUUCUCAACACUGUGCGGCGGCGUCGAUUGACGGUUGAAGAAAAGCAGCGUAAAACCUCGUGCAAAAAAUCAUACGAGCAUAGAAGAUAGAUGUCUCGAUGCGUUCAGAGUGUAAUGUGCAUUAAAUUUGACGCAAAGUGAAGUGUAAAUGAAAUAAGUAGCUUCAGUUUUUGGCAUAGUGAGCCGAAAAACCACUGACCAGUGAGUCAAAAAAAGCCACUUCGAAGUGUUUGUAAGAGUGCUUAUUUAUUUAUAAUAGCGUGCAGUGUACAGUCGAUCUCGAUUCGCAAACCAACCGAAGAAGACCAAACUAGAUCAACAUCAACUAUUAAGCAGCUCACAUUUCACGGCAAUUCAUCCGACAUUGAAACAAGUUUAUCGCCGCAACCGUGAUUCACCCUGUCGGACCGUUAGUCGAUGACAGAGCGACAACGGUCGCUGGAAGCAAUGCGGAAUGCAAUAACUGCGCUGGUAAUAUUGCUGGCCUGGGUGACACUUUGCAAUGGUCACGGAAGACUGAUAGAGCCACCGAGUAGAGCAUCUGCCUGGAGGUACGGAUUUUCAACACCACCGAACUAUAACGAUCAUGAGUUGUACUGUGGAGGCUUCAACCGGCAGUGGCAGAAAAACGAUGGCAAAUGCGGGGAAUGUGGAGAUGCCUACGAUGUUCCAAAGCCCAGGCCGCACGAAUACGGUGGUAAAUGGGGUCAAGGAGUAAUUGUGAGGCGUUAUAGACCAGGAUCUGUAUUUACGCUGAGGGUAGAACUUACUGCUAGCCAUAUGGGGUAUUUUGAGUUCCGAAUUUGUGACAAUGUGAAAGCCCAGCAGGAUUGUUUGGACCAGCAUCCGUUGAAAAUUCUUAGUGGCACACCCAGCAUACCACAUCCAAACGAUCUGGAGACACGUUUCUAUCCUCGCAAUGGCAGCCGAAUUUACGAAAUGAAAGCAGAACUGCCUCAAAACUUUCAGUGCACAAACUGCGUUAUCCAGUGGAAGUACAUCGCCGGUAACAAUUGGGGCAUGUGUCCGGAUGGUAACGGAGCGGUCGGCUGUGGGCCACAAGAAGAAUUUCGUGCAUGUGCGGAUGUUUCGGUAGGCGAUACCAAUGACACCGGCAAUCGUACUCCGAUUCGACCAGGAUACCGACCACCGCCAACUCGAGUGCCAGCCGUUACGCCCGACCAAGCUGGUGCAGCUGGAAAUGAGACCAACGCGGAUGAAGAGAUGCCAACGGGAGUCAAGUACAUGGGACCAUUGGUUGCCAUUCUGUCGCUUUUUCUGGUCUUAUGUGGAUUUGCUGCACUCUAUAUUUAUCACUAUCAUGGGGGGCGGAUAAAGGCUCUGAUGCGCUGGAAUCGCGACAAAAGUCAAAAGAUGGCGGCUAAUAUGGCGGAAGCGAGUACACCGAGCUUUUGCGAACCUACUAACCCACCAGUCCCGCCACCUAGAACCAAAAGAAUCUCGCAGCAAAUUCGUGAUAUUGAAGCCGAAGAAUCUAGCGUACUGACCGGGAGCACUAAAUCUUCGAUAUUGACGCCCAAGUUAACGAUAGUCGCAAAAACUGAUAGCAGUACUCCUUUCGGGAGGGAUUAAAAUAAGAGAAAAGUGAACCUCAGUGUCAAUAUUGUUUCACAAGUGGUCGCUAGAAAGGACAAGUGUUUUUAUUUAUUAUAUAAAACGUAGAUUAUAGUAGCAAAAUUGAAGCAAACUGGUGACUAGCGCCAGCACUGACUGAUAACAACCACAAAUGAUUCACGUUUAAAUUAGCCGGUAAGCGUGUCUAGAUGGAGAGAGUUAUGCGAAUGUAGUGUAGAGUUUAUUACUACUUCCAUGCUGCCAACAGUGAGCGCUAAGCAGUUCACGAGCUGCGAUAAAGCUCGGCUGAUUUACUUAUGCGCGUAGGGGAGAACGGUCCAAAAUGCACCCCUGGGGCAAAACGGCCUCACUCAUAAAAUCACUCAUAUAAUCUGUUGUAGUACAUUUAUGAACGAAUAUUACCAUUACAAUUCAUAAUUAGUUAUCCAUCGUUGAGCUCCAUUGGAAAAAAUCAGCGAAACCCCUUCAUAUUCACUCAAAUUUACCGAUUUGCUAUUCUUCCACCACAUCCGUAAAAUUAUAGCUCAAUCCAUUAAGAAAAAACAAACAACCAUGCGUUCACCAUCAUUUUACAUGCAAUUGAGUCAUUUUAGACCACCAUUCUGGCGUUUUGCCCCAGGCCUAUUUUUAAAACAUUUUUUAAAUGCGUUAGAAAGUCAUGAAAACCUUAUUGUUUUGAAUAGGAGAUCAUUGUGAAAUGUAGCUGGGUUUGUAAAUUUGCACCUAUACGUUAAAAUGGUUGGAUAUUUUUGUUUAUAUGGGCGAAAACAGCGAAAAAGCUUAAGGGGUGCAUUUUGGACCGUUCUCCCCUACAUAAACAAAGGAGAGGUAAUCGUUGACUCAUCGCAUUCGGUCUUUAGUCGACCGACGAUGGUGUUGAUAUGAAAUAAAUGAUCGAAUAGUAUCAAUUAGUAUGCCGAA
Armigeres subalbatus is the source of this 2667-nucleotide messenger RNA. RefSeq lists its product as uncharacterized. Bases 568 to 1743 code for a protein of 391 amino acids. The transcript has 4 exons. The record is from RefSeq and is a predicted model, not a curated record. Lineage: Eukaryota; Metazoa; Arthropoda; Insecta; Diptera; Culicidae.